UCAGUCGGAAGCGGCUGCUCGCGCGUGCAGUCUGACAGUCAGGGCGGACAUGGUGGACUCCUCGGAAGGCUGAGUCUUCUCCGGCCGCUUUCUGGAACAAUGUCGCUGCGGCUGGCGCACUGACGCUGCCACCCCCGGGGUGACCCCUCCAUGCUCCCGACUGGAUGUUAGUUAGCCCGGAACAUGAGCGGAGGGAGCGGUUAAGGAGCGGCUACAUUUGUUGUGUCCAUGGACGGAGCCGGGAGAAGCUAGCUGGCUGUCAGUCCUGCUAGCGCGACGCUUCCAGGAGCCCACUUGUUCUGGACCAGCGGAACCACGGCUGGAGCCAGGAUGGGGGAGCCCAGUCUGGACGACUCAAAUGUCAAGGUGGCCGUCCGGGUCCGGCCCAUGAACCGCAGAGAGAAGGAGCUGAACACCAAGUGCGUGGUGGAGAUGGUGAAGAACCAGACCAUCCUCCACCCUGCGGGGACCAACCUCGGCAAGGCAGACUCCAGGAGUCAGUCCAAGGUCUUCGCCUACGACUACUGCUUCUGGUCCAUGGACGAGUCCGACAAGGAGAAGUUUGCAGGUCAGGAGGUGGUGUUCCAGUGUCUCGGGGAGAGUCUUCUCCACAAUGCCUUCCAGGGCUACAACGCCUGCAUCUUUGCCUACGGACAGACCGGCUCGGGGAAGUCCUACACGAUGAUGGGUUCUGUGGACCAGCCAGGGUUGAUCCCGCGACUCUGCAGUGCCCUUUUUGACCGGACACAGAAGGAGCAGCGUGAGCAGGAGAACUUCACGGUGGAAGUCUCCUACAUGGAGAUCUACAAUGAGAAGGUCCGGGACCUGCUGGACCCCAAAGGGGGCCGGCAGACGCUGAGGGUGCGAGAGCACAAGGUUCUGGGUCCAUACGUGGACGGGCUCUCCCGCCUGGCGGUGGCCAGUUACAAGGAUAUUGAGUCUCUGAUGUCGGAGGGGAACAAGUCCCGGACUGUUGCGGCGACCAACAUGAACGAGGAGAGCAGCCGGUCGCACGCCGUCUUCAACAUCAUCCUCACGCACACGCUGACGGAUGUGCAGUCUGGGACCAGCGGCGAGAAGGUGAGUCGCCUGAGUCUGGUGGACUUGGCUGGCAGUGAGCGAGCUGCAAAGACCGGAGCGGCAGGCGAGCGGCUGAAAGAGGGAAGCAACAUCAACAAGUCUCUGACCACACUGGGCCUGGUCAUCUCGGCCCUGGCUGAGCAGGGAACCGCCAAGAACAAGAACAAGUUUGUUCCGUACCGAGACUCGGUCCUGACGUGGCUCUUGAAGGACUGUCUGGGGGGCAACAGUCGGACUGCCAUGGUCGCCACCGUCAGCCCGGCAGCGGACAACUAUGAGGAGACGCUGUCCACGCUACGCUACGCAGACCGAGCAAAGAACAUCGUCAACCACGCCGUGGUCAACGAGGAUCCCAACGCUCGCAUCAUCCGGGAGCUCCGAGAGGAAGUGGAGAAGCUGCGAGAGCAGCUGACCCAGGCUGAGUCCCUGAAAGCUCCCGAGCUGAAGGAUCGCCUGGAGGAGUCGGAGAAGCUGAUCCAGGAGAUGACCAUCACCUGGGAGGACAAGCUCCGAAAGACGGAAGAGAUCGCCCAGGAGCGGCAGAAGCAGCUGGAGAGUUUGGGGAUCUCUCUGCAGUCCUCAGGCAUCAAAGUGGGAGACGACAAAAGCUUCCUGGUCAACCUGAAUGCCGACCCUGCGCUCAACGAGCUGCUGGUCUACUACCUCAAGGAACACACCAAGGUGGGCUCGGCAGACUCUCAGGACAUCCAGCUGUGUGGCAUGGGCAUCCUGGCAGAGCACUGCAUCAUCGACAUCAGCGCUGAUGCCGGCGUCGUCCUCAGCCCAUACCGCAAUGCCCGGACUUGUGUGAAUGGCUCCCCGGUCAGCAGCGCUCUGCGGCUUCACCACGGCGACCGGAUCCUGUGGGGAAACAACCACUUCUUCAGAAUCAACCUGCCAAAGAGGCGGUCUCGCACAGAGGAAGAGGAGGGUGAGGGCGGCGUGAUGAAGAACAGCAACAGCAGCGAGCAGCUGGACGCAGACGGCGACACGGCCAGCGAGGUGUCCAGCGAGGUCAGCUUCUCCUACGAGUUUGCCCAGACGGAGGUGAUGAUGAAGGCCCUGGGCAGCAACGACCCCAUGCAGGCCGUGCUGCAGUCUCUGGAGCGACAGCACGAGGAGGAGAAGCGCUCGGCGCUGGAGCGGCAGCGGCAGAUGUACGAGCAGGAACUGCAGCAGCUCCGGAGGAAGCUCAACCCGGACCGCCUGUCGCCCGGCCACCCUGCAGCGCCACCGUCUGGACAGCAGGCUCACUACCGCAGCAUGGAGAGACUCAGCGUGGGCGGCAUGAGCCACUCGCUCAGUGCGCAGAGUCGCCUCAGGCAGUGGAACGAGGACAGGGAGGCGGUUCUGGUCCGAAGUCUCCGACGCUUGCGCGAGCAGAUCGUGAGGGCGAACCUGCUGGUGCAGGAGGCCUGUUUCAUCUCCGAGGAGCUAGAGCGCCACACCGAGUACCGGGUCACGCUGCAGAUCCCGUCCGACAACCUCAACGCCAACCGCAAGAGGGACGCUGUGCUGAGCGAGCCCGCCAUCCAGGUCCGGCGCCGCUGUCGGGGCAAGCAGAUCUGGAGUCUGGAGAAGAUGGAGAACCGGCUGGUGGACAUGCGCGAGCUCUACCAGGAGUGGCAGGACUACAACAAGCAGAACAGCGAGGAUCCGGUGAUGCGCUCCUAUUUCCGCCGCGCCGACCCGUUCUUCGACGAGCAGGAGAACCACAGUCUGAUUGGAGUCGCCAACGUCUUCCUGUCGUGUCUCUUCUACGACGUCAAGCUGCAGUACGCAGUUCCCAUCAUCAACCAGAAGGGGGAGGUGGCGGGACGUUUACAUGUGGAAGUGGUCCGUGUUGGAGGAGGUCUGGACGACGGCCUGGCAGGCGGAGAGGAUCUGGAAAACAACCAGGACUCUGAAAUCCAGGACCGCAAGCUGGUCUGCAUGAUCAAGAUCCUGCAGGCCACCGGACUUCCCCAGUUCCUGUCCAACUUUGUCUUCUGCCAGUACUCUUUCUGGGACCAGCCCGAGCCCAUCAUCGUCGCCCCCGAGGUGGACACGUCGUCCUCCUCGCCCAGCAGCAAAGACCCGCACUGCAUGGUUGUGUUUGACAGCUGCAAGGAGCUGGCGGUGUCUGUGUCAGAGGACUUCAUUGAGUACCUGACAGAGGGUGCGGUGGCCAUCGAGGUCUUUGGUCACCGGCAGGCGGACUCAGGCCGGAACCCGGCUCUGUGGGACCUGAGCAUCAUCCAGGCCAAGACGCGCACACUGCGGGACAGGUGGAGCGAGGUAACACGUCGACUUGAGCUCUGGAUCCAGAUCCUGGAGAUCAACGAGAACGGCGACUUUGUGCCGGUGGAGGUGAUUCCCGCCAGAGACGUCAGAACCGGAGGAAUCUUCCAGCUGCGACAGGGUCAGUCGCGGCGCCUCCAGGUGGACGUGCGCUCGGUCCAGGACUCGGGCACCAUGCCACUGAUUGCGGAGAUUGUCCUUGGCGUGUCGGUGGGCUGCGUGGAGAUCCGGUCGAUGGCCUCCAACCAGGAGGCGGAUGAUAUGGACAGCUACCAGGAGAGGGACCUGGAGACUCUGCGGCGUCAGUGGUUGGCUGCUCUCACCAAGAGACAAGAGUAUCUGGACCAGCACCUGCAGAGUCUGGUCAGCAAGGCCGAGAAGACGGAGGAUGAUAUGGAGCGAGAGGCUCAGCUGCUGGAGUGGCGCCUGACUCUGACGGAGGAGAGGAACGCUGUGAUGGUGCCCUCUGCUGGCAGCGGCAUCCCCGGCGCGCCUGCUGAGUGGGUUCCUCUGCCCGGCAUGGAGACUCACACCCCCGUCCUCUUCCUCAACCUCAAGCCCGACGACCUCAGCUCUCAGGACCAGUUUGAGGUUCCAGACGCCGGUGGCUGGGACGCCACCCUGAGCGGCGAGGACGAGGACGACUUCUUCGACCUGCAGAUCGUCAAGCACUACGACGGAGAGGUGAGGGCCGAGGCCUCGUGGGACUCCACCGUGCACGAGUGUCCUCAGCUGAGUCGGGGGGGCGUGUGGCCGGAGCAGCGGGUCUACCUGACGGUACGGGUGGCCGUGCAGCUCAGUCACCCCGCCGACAUGCAGCUGAUCCUGAGGAAGAGGAUCUGCGUCAACGUCAACCCGGGGCGCCAGGGCUUCGCCCACAGCUUCCUGCGCCGUAUGUCCACGCGCAGCACGGUGCCCGGCUGCGGCGUCACCUUUGAGGUGGUGUCCAACAUCCCAGGGGUGAGUGUGUCUGCGAGCCGAGUCGCAGCGGGAGCGGGUCUGAGGUGUCUCGUCCUCCAGGACGCGCCAGGCUCGGAGGACAGAGAGAUGCUGGCCAGGCUCGCCGCCAACGCCAACAGCAGCCAGACGGCCGACGACGAAGCUGCCAUCGAGAAGUACCUGCGCAGCGUGCUGAGUCUGGAGAACAUCCUCACCCUGGACCGCCUCCGACAGGAGGUCGCAGUGAAGGAGCAGCUGACCUCACGAGGGAGAAGCAGCCGGCGGAGCCUGAGCUCACCCUCAGUCCACAGGCUGUCUGGGAGUCGACAGGAUCUGUCCACCUCCUGCCUGCUGGACGACAAGGGUCGCUGGGAGAGUCAGCAGGACAUCUUCAUGCCGUCCCAGUUUUACCGGACACUACCGCGGCCCGCCUCGUCUCCCUCCACCUACUCCAGCUCUCCUUCCUCCUCCAGCUCCUCCUUCGCCCUCAGCCCGGCCCAGAACCAGGAACCAGAACCAGGUCGUUCAGGACUUGCGUCCUCUUAUCUUUCAGUGAAGGCGUUGGUUCCUCAGAUGCCCAAACUGCUCAAGUCUCUGUUCCCUGUGCGAGAUGAGAAGAAGGAUCUGAGACCUUCAGCUGCAGGACAGCAGCAGCUGCAGCGCAUCCUCACCUCGUCUGGAGAAGAAAGCCCGGGCAAGACGGAGACGGCCGCUGCUCAGCCGCGGCCCGCCACCAGAGACCGACGGGCCGAGCUCCCAGACGUCCCUCCUCCUCCCGUGCAUGACCCGCAUGACUCCGCCCCCCUCAGCCCCAUCAGCCAGUCGUCCAGCGGCUACUUCUCCACCAGUGUCUCCACGGCCACACUGUCCGACAUCCUCCAACCCUCCGUCUCGUCCUCCUCCCUCCCGGAGACGCACGCCGCUGACGCCGCCUCUCAUCCUCAGUGUGGCGGCAAAGUCGUCGCCGCCCACAACUCAUCCCACCACAAGGACGCACUGAGGUCAGGGCAGAGGCCGCUGGACUCUGGAGGGGAGGACGGGCUGGAGCGACUGCAGAUCCUGGUGGACGGCAAGGAACGGCGGCAGGACGGCGAGCUGCCGGAGUGGCUGAGGGAGGGGACCCACGUGACGCUGGGGACCAACAAGGCCGGGACAGUGCGCUUUGUGGGGACCACGCAGUUUGCUGAAGGAGUUUGGGUCGGAGUGGAGCUGGACACGCCUGUGGGUAAGAACGACGGCUCGGUGGGAGGUCAGCGCUACUUCCUGUGCAAACCGGGCUACGGCGUGAUGGUUCGACCCGACAGACUCGCCCGCAGGACCGGGGACGUCUCGGCCCACGUCCCGGUGCUGCGGGGAGAUGCCGUCGCCGUCUCUCGGCGAGGAGAGAACCGUAAGUCCUGGAGCAGCUGAGGAUCCACCGCCCCCUGCUCACCCUCUUAUGCAACAGAUCCACUGCCUCUUCUCUAAGUCGCCGGUCAUGACGGAACGGUCUCGGACUCUCGGCACAGCUUGGGUCAGACGCCGUCCCGAGCUGACGACCUGAACUUUUAUUUCAAUGUGGAAUAUCGAAAUCCUAUUUCAGCCGGACGCUCAUCUUUUAUCUCUUUUAAACUUCACGGAGCGACCGAACAUAUCGGCACACGGAUGGAGGUCAACCCACAGUCCUCUGCUCUCGCUGCCCUGGGCCGAGCAGAUCCGGUCCACCCUGAGCUCUGCCUCCAGACGUGCCUUCACGCUCCGCUCUGUUUGUUUGCCAUAUUGAACUCCAUGAGUGUUUUUACCGCUUUGUUUUACGUGUGGGUGCGAGAGGCGGCGUGUGCGUCAGUCGGACGGCGUGCUGCAGGCUGCCUCCUCCUGCUGGGUAGUUCUGGAGGGACGUGGGGUAGGAGGCGCUCAGGGACCCGAGGAGCCACCUGCAGGGGGCCAGCUGGUGGCGCCAGCGCACCACGUGUCGUCAGCAUGUUAGCUGCCGUCCAGAGUUGUGAUGGUUGGUGGAAGUGAGGAGUGAGCAACAGGAAGUGAGUUAUGGAACCAGGAAGAAGCAUGUGAUCAGCUCAGGACGGGAGGUGGUCCUCAUGUUGAGGUCGCCGAGAUGUGGUCCAUCAGUUCAACCCCGCCUCCUCCUGACAGAAUAGGACCAGGACUCCAUCGUGGUGGCGCCAUCGUCCCGAACAUAUCGCAAUAUAAAGAGGAGAUAUUUUCAUUCCGUGGUGGUCGGAUGCCAUUAUUUUCCUGAGAUUGAUAUUUAUGUACAAGUUGAUGUUGCACAGGCGAGCGGUUGCUGCUACGAGCUCGGCGGUCGACGUCGGGUCGGGUGUCGUCGAGGCGUCUCUCUAACUGAACGAGGCACUUUGAGCAACGGCGGAGAGCAAAUGUUGAGGAGCAGCAGAUUAUUUAUUGUCGGAGGUUCUGAUGGAACGGCGAGUGUCGAAGUGUGUGUCUGCGAGUGUGUGUGUGUGUGUGUGUCUGCGUCUGUCCACGAACAUAUCACCCGUGCGGUCUGAAUAGCCCCAACACAAGUGAAUGCUCAGGAGUCCUGGACGAGUCAUUCACGAGUCAGAGUCGGAUCCUGUUGACGAGCAAGCGUACGUUUUAAAAACGGUCCACUACUUUGGACGUUAUUCCUGUGGAAUGGUGGGAAAAGUGGAGUCGGUGGGCUUGAAAGUCAUGUGACCAGAUCAGGAAGUCCGGGCCCAAGAUGGCUGCUUCGCACCUCACGUUUCAGUCCAAGUCUGUGGUCAAGUGACCCGUUUAUCAUUGACGUCCUGACCUCCGGCGGGACCCGCGAGUAGCUGAGGGCCUGGAAAGGGCCGCUGUUCUCACCCUGGUGCAGAGGGACCCGGUCGUGUGGAAGUAGCUCGCCUGUAGGGGGCGCGUGGGAGCCUCAGAAACCUGUUUCAGUGUCUUUCUUCGUCUUUUGCUCACAAACUUUCAUUCAUUUCACUUGCUCAUUUGAUGGGGUUCACGAUGGCGAAAAUCUGAACUCUUCAGCGGCUCAUCUGUUGCGGUGACUCGAGUCAAAGCGGCUUCUGCACGCACGUGUCAGCGGAGGCUUCCAGGAUGAGGCUCAGCUCCACUCUGGCCCAGGAACAUCUUGCUGUGGCCAGAAGAGCAGCUGGCAUGAAGAGGUAAAUGCUGCCUCCUGGUGGUGCAAGUGAGACUCCUCCAGAAGCAGGACUCUUGACGGGCCCAGUUUCUACCUCUGCGUGUGUGUGUUCGCCACUGAGGCCUUCCAGCACGACAGGUGUGUGUCACAGGUGCGCCCCCCCACACACGCACGCUCACGCGCCUGAGCUCAUUUCAACUUUGUCGUUUCAUUUCUGAAGCAGCAGCGACUCGUGAUCUGACAGAUUAUUCGUGUGUGUGUGUGUGUGUGCGUGUGAGAAAACCCACCUUCAGAUUUGAGCACAGAUUUGGGUUUGGCUGAUUUAACUGUGUUUUCACGCUGCAGUCCAAAGAUUUCUCACAUGAUCGUCUCACAUGUGUCGAGUGACUUGUAUCUGACGAGAGUAACACGUCGUGACAUGUCGUGAUCGUCUCAAUAAAGUGCAGGUUUCAGUCAGGUGGUCGUAUUGUUUGGGCCCUCACAUGACCAGGCAGAGGCAGGCUGUGACUCGGAUCAGAUUUUAUUCCCUUCAACGUAAACGACAGUAAGAACAAACCUUAUUUCAACACAGGAAACGUAACAAACAGUCGGCGUCCAAACAAGGCACUGAAUCCUGAAACAUGAGGCGAACGUGGCGGCGACCGGAAGCUGAAGUCAUCGAUGACGGGACCGUCUGAGCCGUGAGUGAACGACCGUCGCACCUGAGCCAGGUGGAAGACUGUUGGGUUGAGUCCCUGGGGGACCGGGGAUCUCGCAGGACGUGAGCCGCCCUGGACUCCAGGCCACACCCCCGCGCUGCAGAAAACUCAAGAGAACAAGGACACAGCCAGUUCUGGCUCUUCCACUUCCCUUUUCUGGUGCGAGUCGCGUCGUCGCUCCGAGACUCGUAGUAAUGCACCAAACAGACGGUGUGAGGUAUUUGUGUUGAGUUUUGAACUCCAGUAGCUACGAUACCAAACUCCUGCGAGCGAGUUCCGUUCCGAGGUUAGCGUGCGGUUUCCCGUCUGCGCGGAGCCGCGAGGGUCCAGAAUCCAAGCUAGCGGAGCUCUGAGGGCCGGAUCUGGACCACGGCUCCAGGUUCUGAGAACUGAGGGACUUCCUGCUGGGGCUCUGAGCGACAGGAAGUGGAAGCACCAGGUCAGUGUGAGCGCGUGUGUUUACAACACAGCAAACAAAAUCAUUUCCGCUUGCAAACAGAGCGACACAUUUCAUGUGUCUGGAACAUGGUCUCACACACUCUGUUCUGAAGGUGUGAGUCCACCAAUCACAGUGAUGGGCCAGAUGCAUGCUGGGAGCCGCUGACACGGCACCUGACAGAGGCACCCGAGCUGGGAACGUUUGGCCACGUCUGCUGUCGCCAGGUGAGCGGAGGAAACACACUGCUACAUGUUCUCUGAAGUCUCUGAGGCUGCUGUGUGUAUUCCUGUCCAGCUGUACUUGUGGGGACACCAUGAGAGUCUCCUCAAUAACUGGCUGCUUCUGGUUUAGAGUCCUGGUUCAGUUUAGUCGUGUGUUUUUUGGGGAAGAGGCUGGGGAAAGGGUGAUGGAGAGGUCCCCACAAGGACAGCUGUCACAAGUGUGUGUGGGAAGGGGUGGGUCGUCCACACGGCCACGCUUUAGUUUGCAGCAGUCACAUGACUCCAGUCUCGACCUUUGUGGCCCUCGGC
Molecule: messenger RNA, 9072 nt
Organism: Synchiropus splendidus (mandarinfish)
Lineage: Eukaryota; Metazoa; Chordata; Actinopteri; Syngnathiformes; Callionymidae
Gene: kif13ba
Product: kinesin family member 13Ba
Exons: 38
Coding region: 331-5709 (1792 amino acids)
Biological process (GO): regulation of protein localization; microtubule-based movement
Cellular component (GO): adherens junction
Molecular function (GO): microtubule binding; microtubule motor activity; cell adhesion molecule binding
Source: RefSeq, a predicted model, not a curated record